This is a messenger RNA of Epinephelus fuscoguttatus (brown-marbled grouper), 2770 nucleotides long. RefSeq names its product macrophage mannose receptor 1-like. The record is from RefSeq and is a predicted model, not a curated record. The transcript has 7 exons. Lineage: Eukaryota; Metazoa; Chordata; Actinopteri; Perciformes; Serranidae. Bases 1207 to 2253 code for a protein of 348 amino acids. Gene Ontology annotation, molecular function: signaling receptor activity.
GACCGGCGUUUUAAAUCGGCAUAUUUUACACUGACCGGCGGUCACAGGUCACGGCCGAUGACGUAAAAUCUGGCCCGAUUCCGAGCACUGCCGAUUCAUCAUUGCAAGUCUACUCGCUGACAAAGGAAAAACAUGCAAACUUCACAGAGAAGGGCACAGCUGGUUGAUUCAAACCCUAAAACCCUUUAGCUGUGAAGUGACAGUGCUAACCACUGCACCACCAUGCCUGUGGAGUUUUUGUGUAUUUUGGGGCAUUUCCAAGCACUGUACUUUAACAAACUCCUUCUAGAGAAUUAAUUACAUCCACUUUAAAUUUGGUCAGUGCAAUCUUAAGACCCAAUGAUGAAAAACUGUUCAAAUCUUGAGUUUUUGUGGAAUGAUGUUGCCAUUGCAUGGCAGCCAUUUUUCAUGUUUCACUAUAAAACAGUUCUUGUAUGUAUCGUGAGUGUACAUUGUCCAAUCCUUCUCAAAUUUCUUAUUCUUGAUAGGAGUUCCAGCCACAAGAUGGUUAUAGCCAUAGCACCACCUACUGACAACAAAAAUUGACUUGUUUUAUACUUAAACUCCCUUGAGGAUUAAUCAGACCUAUGUCAAAUUUGGUCAGAACAAUCUUAAGACCUUAAUUUUGAAAAGCUGGAACAACAUUGCUUUGGCAUUGAAGCUAUUUUGUGCAUUUCAACCUGAAACAGAUAGUUGCACUGUCCAAUCUGUCCAAAAUUUCUUAUGCUUGAUAAGACUCUACAUGUCUUUCUAAAGUCAAAUUUAUAUGUGUGGUGUGUGCUUGAUAUAUAGCAACAUAAUGCGUGUUUAGUGUGUGUUUUCUAGUGCCACAUAGUGUACACAGGAAGUCAAAGCAAAACUUGCAAUAUGUAGAUUCUAGUGCCAGUAUUCCCCAGAGAUCAAGAUUAUGAUUUCAACAGUGCAAAUUUAAGACAAGUUGUACUGGGUUUUACUACCAGGCUGAUUCAAACAGGGCAGUGAAAUGGAAUAAGUGAGUAAUUUUAUUCUUCUCAGGAAAGCAAAAAAGGACAAUAACUCUUGAACAUCCAUAUAAGAGAAAUCCUGCUUUCAAGAUGAAUUGAAAAACUAAAUUUGUCUAAUUUCUCACCCUAAACAGACCCAUCUCUCCCAGACUCCCCUGAGCCAACAACUCCUACAGGCUAUGUCAAAAUAUUUAAUGACUCUAUCAAGGUUGUAACUCAACAAAUGAGCUGGAAUGCAGCCAAAAAGCACUGUGAAGAUGAUGGUGCCAAACUGGCUAGCCUGCGAAACACGUGGACACAGUUGUAUGCUGAGCUGAUAGCUUUGAAACUCGAAGCUCCUCUGUGGAUUGGACUGAACAAAAAGGAGACUGGCGGAUAUUUCAGAUAUAUUGAUGGCUGGCGUAUGACCUCAACCUACUGGGGUGGAUGGGAACCACGCAGUAACCGAGACUGUGUGUUUGCGAACACACAAGGACAGUGGGAAACUGCUGACUGCAAUCGGAACAUCAGCAGCAUUUGCAUGACGUCUACAGAUGUGCCACCAACAGAGCCAAGUGAUUUCCCAGGAUUUUGCCCUGAAGACCCAGAACAACCCAGAUACUUACGGCGUUCUAACAGCUGGCUACCAUUUAAGGCUCAUUGUUACCUCAUUUUUACAGACAGGAUUGAGUGGCAAGAAGCAACCACUAACUGUGCAAGACAUGGUGGAACUCUUGCAAGCAUUGAAGAUCCUUCUGAGCAAGCAUUCAUUCUAAGCAGUAUACAAAUGUUUCGAGACAGCCAAUCAUCAUUCUGGAUCGGCUUAUAUAAAACUCACAGAGGCACUUGGCAGUGGUUGGAUAAAACCCCCCUGGACUACACUAACUGGGGUGAAAGUGCAAAUGGGAGAAGCACUUUUGGAUCCAUAAGAGCUACAGAUGGGAUGUGGACAACUGGCCAAAAGUGGUAUGACAGAGGAUAUAUUUGCAAAGCACCCAAAGAACUAUUAAAAGGGGCACAGACAACGGUAACUCCUACGAUGGAACCUCAAACCCGUGGCCACAUCACUUUGGUAGUUUUGCUGGUCAUUAUUGCAAUCGUCAUAGGGACAGUCAUCGCCUUAUUUCUCUUCAAGAAAUCUGGUCGCCGCUUACCUAUCCCUGAAAAGUUCUCAACCUUUGACAACCCACUCUUUUUCAACAAUGAGCGGUUCCAGCCUGGUCUGGUCGACACCAAGAAACUGGUAGCAAAUGCAGAAGAGGAGAACCCUGCACCUGUUCUAACUGUGUAAUGUAAAUACCAGCAGAAUCUACUGGGGCAUACAAUGUACAAUGUAAUUUUGAUGGCACUCUGACAAGAAUUUCAUUUUGUUUUGAAAUGAGAGAUGUUUCAGUGUAGCUGGCAAUAACUGGUUUUAAUGAACAAAAUAAUUUAAGAUGUAGGAUGUCUUAUUUGAUAUAUAAAUCUCCAUUUGUAAUCAUUUGAAAUAAUGUUUAAUUGUAUAUUUUAUGACACCAGAAUUUACUGACUGAUUAAAGUCAUUGAUUCAUAACAUAUUUUACUUUAAGGUACUAUGCUUGCUAGGAUUGUGAAAUGUGUACUAGACUUUGAACUUGGCAAAAUGAAUAACAUUCCUGUUGGACUAUAAGAAAGACAGUUAAGACAGACAGUAUACCAUUGCUGCAUUUCAUCAUCCUUGAAGAUAUUACAGAUGACAUUUUAUCUGUCUAGAAAUCCAGUUGAGUCCUAAGACAUGUAUUGCAAAUGAGAAUUCAAACUAUUGUAUUAAAAAACAUUGAAAAUAACAA